AUGAUCCUGUUCAACGCCUCUCCAAAGUACAUCAGGUCGAAGUACGGACGUGCUUUGCAACUUUUCAGCUCUUUGAUUCUUCUGUUCAAGAAAGGUGAUGUUGAAGACUUGAAGACUCUUCCGUCACAAGUCUACACCGUGUUUGUCGGAAUCAUCCUGAAACGCUCGCUAGUAAGGAACAAGCCGAUUUUCGAUGAUCAUAAUUUCUGCACCGUGGGCUACAUGUACGUAGUGAAGCAGUUAACAGAGCGGUGUCACGAAUGCCAAUUCCUCAUCGACUUCAAGAAAACAUUCGAUUCUACUGAGCUGAGUGCAGUGUCAACCUUCUGA
Messenger RNA from Soboliphyme baturini, 330 nucleotides. Lineage: Eukaryota; Metazoa; Nematoda; Enoplea; Dioctophymatida; Soboliphymatidae. The record is from the annotation of a GenBank genome assembly.